AUGACCCUGGAGGAAACACUCAACGAAGGCCGAGCCCUGGAAACAAUCGAGAAGGUGCGGCAGGAACUGCACCGCGCGGCAGUGGUCAACAAGGUCAGUGCGUCCAAGCAAGAGUGUUUCCGCUGCGGAAAUGAAGGCCACUUUGCGAGCAGCGAGCUGUGCCCGGCGAAAAACACGAAGUGCAGGAAGUGCGGAUUGGUGGGGCACUUCUGGCGCUGUUGCAACACCAAGGCGAAGCACGGAAAGCAGCAAAAGGUGCAGCAGGUGGCCCAAGAGCCGCCGGAACCGGAAGAAGAAGCGGAUGACGUAUACGACUCGGACGACACUGUUAGUAACGUGGAUCAACAAGAAGUCCGAUACGUCUUUGCUGCAAGUACGGAGGAUGCUGCGGGAGAAAAAGUUGUUUGCUGUAUCGGAGGAGUGAAGAUCAAGUGGGUCGUAGAUUCUGGAGCUGGAGUGAACGUGAUGGACAACGCAACCUGGACCUACCUCAAGCAACGGAACGUCAAGGUGAUCUCGCAAACGAAGGAGCCGCGAACAACGCUCAAGGCCUACGGCAACAACAGCCUCAAGGUUUUGGGACAAUUUCGAGCCAGCAUUGCUACGAAGACCCACGAGACGAUCGCUGACGUGUUCGUGGUGGAAGAAGAUGGUGCGAGCCUGCUAAGCAAGACUACGGCGACGGAGUUGCAGAUUUUGAAGAUCAACACGGACAUGUGGAGUGUUAGCCCAGCGGAGAACGCAAUCGGCAAGAUCACGGGAAUCGAAGUUCACCUGCAGAUCGAUCCACUGGUGAAACCGGUCCAGAUCACCAAGUGCCACAUCCCAAUUCCGCUGCAGGAAAAAGUGGAACGAGAAAUCGAUCUUUUGCUGGCACAGGACAUCAUCGAGGUGGCGCCGAUUGAUUCACCGUGGAUUUCCCGUUUGGUAGUUAGCCCGAAAGCCGGUGAUCCGUCUGCCGUUCGACUGUGCGUUGACAUGCGUGCCGCCAACAAGGCCAUUGUUCCACAGCAUUUCCCGCUGCCAACGUUCGAGGACAUUGUUCCACAUCUUCGAGACUACAAGUGGUUUUCGAAGAUCGACUUGAUCAAAGCGUUCCACCAGGCGGUUCUGGCACCAGAUUCACGGUACAUCACCACGUUUGCCACCCACCACGGCUACUACCGGUACAAACGGCUGCUAUUCGGCAUGAACAUCGCGUCGGAGGUGUUCCAGAGCAUCAUGGAGCGCGUACUGAAGGGGAUUUCCGGAGUGAAAGUCUUUAUCGACGACAUUCUGGUGUUUGGAUCAACGAAGCAACAACACGACGCUGCCCUCAAGGCAGUGAUGCACCGCUUGACGAGCCAUGGAAUCACCGUGAAUCCAAAAAAGUGUUUCCUCGGAAAAUCUGAGGUGACGUUCAUGGGCCAUGUGCUGUCCGCUGACGGAGUUUGA
This is a messenger RNA of Culex quinquefasciatus (southern house mosquito), 1434 nucleotides long. RefSeq lists its product as uncharacterized. Gene Ontology annotation, molecular function: zinc ion binding; nucleic acid binding. NCBI's taxonomy places the organism in Eukaryota, Metazoa, Arthropoda, Insecta, Diptera, Culicidae. The record is from RefSeq and is a predicted model, not a curated record. The transcript has a single exon. The coding region runs from base 1 to 1434 and encodes 477 amino acids.